AUGCUGCGUAGGGGAGAACGCACCGCAUCGGGAGGGAAUACCUGCGUUUGCGAAGAGCCGGAUCCGUGUUUGGGCCGUGUGCCAGCUGACUGGGUUACAGAGCCGCCAGGAGACGAGGACGUUAUGGGAACAGGCUGUGACCAAGCUGAGCUGUGGUGCUUGGGCGGCAGGCUGGGCAGCCCACGAGGGGCUGCUUUGGGUUGUAGAGGAGCACAAGUUGAAGAAAUAUGGAGCUUGGAACCAGAGAACUUUGAAAAAUUGAAGCCGGUACAUGGGCUGAUUUUCCUCUUCAAGUGGCAGCCUGGAGAGGAACCAGCAGGUUCUGUUGUUCAGGAUUCCAGACUGGAUACAAUAUUUUUUGCUAAACAGGUAAUUAAUAAUGCUUGUGCUACUCAAGCCAUAGUAAGUGUACUAUUAAAUUGUGCUCAUCAAGAUAUCCAUCUAGGAGAGACUUUGUCAGAAUUUAAAGAAUUUUCACAAAGUUUUGAUGCCGCGAUGAAAGGUUUGGCAUUAAGCAACUCAGAAGUGAUUCGGCAAGUUCACAACAGUUUUGCCAGACAACAGAUGUUUGAAUUUGAUGCGAAGUCUUCAGCAAAAGAAGAAGAUGCAUUUCACUUUGUAAGCUAUGUUCCUGUUAAUGGACGGCUAUAUGAACUAGAUGGCUUAAGGGAAGGACCAAUUGAUUUAGGUGCAUGCAAUCAAGAUGACUGGAUAAGUGCUGUACGACCUGUCAUAGAGAAACGUAUUCAAAAAUACAGUGAAGGUGAAAUAAGGUUUAACUUGAUGGCUAUUGUAUCUGACAGAAAGAUGAUAUAUGAGCAGAGAAUUGCAGAAUUACAGCAGCAACUUGCAGAGGAGGAGCCCAUGGACACAGAUCAAAGUAGUAAUGUGUUAAGUUCUAUACAAUCAGAAGUUGCAAAAUACCAGAUGUUAAUUGAAGAGGAGAACCAAAAAUUAAAAAGAUAUAAGAUUGAAAAUAUUAGAAGAAAACAUAACUACCUGCCUUUCAUCAUGGAAUUAUUAAAGACUCUAGCGGAGCAUCAACAGUUAAUACCAUUAGUAGAAAAAGCGAAAGAAAAACAGAAUGCCAAGAAAGUUCAGGAGGCCAAGUGAAGAUGACUUUGCAAAAUGCGUACAAUUAUGUGCUUCUGAAACUAUUUUCAUGACAACAAAUAAAACUUUUCAUAAACUUUAAAUUUUGUCCAGCGCACGUUUGACAAUUGUAACAGUUUGUCUUGUACUGUAUGCACGAGUCUAAUUUUCUUCCUUCACCUGCAUCUUGUGCAUGUAGUACUGCUAAGUAAUGUUUGGGUUCUCUUGGUCAAAUUCAGUAUUUAAUAGUCUAUCUGAUUUUUGAAAGCUUGGAAGUGAACCUAAAAAUGUGCAAGGAAAAUGUACCCAUUUUGUCCCACUUGAAUAUAUGAUAAUGAUACAAACGCCAGAGUUUAAGUAUAAGCAUGAGCUUUCUUUGCUCAUCCCUACUAACAGUUAUAAUGCUAUCCGAUUGUUCAGUGACAUACCCUGUAUCUUUGUUUUUAUGAAGUAUGUGUCUAAUUUUUUUACAAAAUUGAAAAGUAUGGAUUUAGCUGUAGAAACAUUUGCAAAGACCAAUGUAUAAUCUCAAAAGAUCAGCAUUGCUUUAGUAGAAAAGAUAAUAAAUAUUCCCAUUUUUAUUUUGGCAAA
Molecule: messenger RNA, 1683 nt
Organism: Charadrius vociferus (killdeer)
Lineage: Eukaryota; Metazoa; Chordata; Aves; Charadriiformes; Charadriidae
Gene: UCHL5
Product: ubiquitin carboxyl-terminal hydrolase L5
Exons: 11
Coding region: 1-1113 (370 amino acids)
Biological process (GO): ubiquitin-dependent protein catabolic process; protein deubiquitination
Cellular component (GO): cytoplasm; Ino80 complex
Molecular function (GO): proteasome binding; cysteine-type deubiquitinase activity
Source: RefSeq, a predicted model, not a curated record